AUGAUUCAAUCUAUGCACACCGGAAAAUUUUUGAAAUUACAAGGGCAAGAGGCUUGGGAAGCUCUUGAAGAAUUGUCUGUUAAUUCACAACAAUGGAAUUAUUCUGAGCCUAGGUCUAGAGCAAAUAAUUCACCUAAAAGAGGAGGAAAAUAUGAAAUAAAAGAAGAAACUGAUUUGAGAACAUCUUUUGAAAAAUUAGCAAGAAAAGUAGAAGCCUUAGUCAUAAGUCAAAAUAUGAAUUCUCAUGUUCAACCAAAAAAAGAUGUUUUUGCUAGUACUUGUCAUAAUGAUCAAUCAUGUCCUUCUUUUCUUGAAACAUUUUCCGAAGAGGCUAAUGCAUUACAUUCAUAUGGUAAACCAAAUGAUAGCCCAUUUUCAAACACAUACAAUCCUAAUUGGAGAAACCAUCCCAAUUUUUCAUGGAGACAAAACCAACCACAAAUGAACCAAGGAAACCAAUUCAACAUGCCAAAUCCGAAUCAUGCCCAACCAAGUCAAACUUACCCUCCACAAAGAAAGCCUUCCUUAGAAGACACUUUACAACAAUUCAUGCAAUCCACCCAACAAAUCAUGCAAAAUCAGUCUCAAUCCAUUGCCAAACUUGAGACACAAUUGGGUCAACUUGCCAAUGCCGUAACUGAGAGAGAAAAAGGAAGAUUUCCUAGCCAACCCGUCCCAAAUCCUAAAGGCCAAUAUGAAGUAGGAGUCCCAAACCAAAACCAACCUCAAAGUUCCAACACAAAUGACUUGUCAAAAGAUAAUGAUCAAAUUCUUCCUUCCAUUCCAAAAGCUCCUUUUCCACAAAGAUUACUUCCACUCAAAAAAGGCAACCAAUAUAGUGACAUCUUAGAAGUGUUCAAACAAGUAAGUAUCAACAUCCCCUUCUUAGAUGCCAUUAAACAAAUUCCUGCCUACUCCAAAUUCCUGAAAGACCUUUGCACUGUUAAAAGAAACACUAAUGUUCCAAAAAAGGCAUUUUUAACUGAACAAGUUAGCUCCAUAAUUCAAUAUAAAAGCCUUGUGAAAUAUAAAGAUCCUGGUUGUCCAACAAUUUCAUGCAUCAUUGGUGAUCAUUUUAUUAACAAAGCUUUACUUGAUUUAGGAGCUAGUGUGAAUUUAUUGCCUUACUCUGUUUAUAAGCAACUUGGUCUAGGAGAAUUAAAACCAACUUCUAUAACACUUCAAUUAGCUGAUCGUUCUGUGAAAAUUCCUAGAGGUAUUAUAGAAGAUGUUUUAAUUAAAGUGGAUAAGUUCUAUUUUCCUGUUGAUUUCAUUGUUCUUGAUACUCAACCUGUUGAAAAUGCUCAUGCUCAAAUACCCAUCAUUUUAGGUAGACCAUUUUUAGCUACAUCUAAUGCAAUUAUCAACUGUCGUAAUGGUGUAUUGAAAUUAUCUUUUGGAAACAUGACUGUUGAAUUGAAUGUUUUUAAUGUUGCUAAAUCUGUUGAGUGUGAGGAAAUACAUGAAGUAAACAUGAUUAACACGGAAAAUAUGUUUGAAAUGGACAUGAAUGAAUCUUUUGAAACUUAUGCAAAAAUGUUUGGAAUGUGCUUAAAUGUUGAUGAUUUUAUUCAUGAUGUCAAUUCUUUGCUUGAGUCUACCCCACUAAUGGAUACUGAAAAAUGGAGAGCCAAAAUUGAACCAUGUAUUCCAUUAGAGCAUGUUGAGUCAACUCCUGAACCACCAAAGUUAGAUCUCAAACCUUUGCCCGACACUUUGAAAUAUGCAUUUCUAGGAGAGUCUAACACCUAUCCUGUUAUCAUUGCAUCUGAUUUAGAUGAAAAACAAGAAACAAAAUUGUUAGAUAUCCUUAGAAAACAUAAAAAGGCCAUAGGUUGGACCAUGGGAGACAUUAAGGGAAUUAGCCCUGCUGUGUGCAUGCAUAGAAUUCAUUUAGAAGAAAAUGCUAAGCCCUCUCGAGAAAGUCAAAGAAGAUUAAAUCCAAACAUGAAAGAGGUAGUAAGAGAUGAUGUAAUUAAAAUGUUAGAUGUAGGGAUCAUUUACCCUAUUUCUGACAGUCCAUGGGUUAGUCCUGUUCAAGUUGUUCCAAAAAAGUCUGGGAUCACUGUUGUUAAAAAUGAACAAAAUGAGUUAAUCCCUACUAGAGUCCAAACUGGGUGGAGAGUGUGUAUAGACUAUAGAAAGUUGAAUAGUGUCACUAGGAAAGACCACUUCCCAUUACCCUUCAUUGACCAAAUGCUUGAACGAUUAGCUGGCCAUGCUUACUAUUGCUUUCUUGAUGGGUAUUCGGGAUAUAACCAAAUCCCCAUUGCCCCCGAAGAUCAAGAAAAGACUACCUUUACUUGCCCUUUUGGAACCUUUGCAUAUCGUCGCAUGCCUUUUGGUCUUUGUAAUGCUCCUGCAACAUUUCAAAGAUGUAUGAUUGCAAUAUUUUCUGAUAUGGUUGAAAGAAAUCUUGAAGUGUUUAUGGAUGAUUUUUCUGUGUUUGGAAAUUCUUUUGAUGAUUGUUUGCACCAUCUUUCUCUUGUUUUAAUUCGUUGCAAAGAAAUGAAUUUAGUUCUUAAUUGGGAAAAAUGUCAUUUCAUGGUUAAAAAGGGAAUUGUCUUAGGUCAUGUGAUUUCAUCUCAAGGAAUAGAAGUUGAUAAAGCAAAAGUAGAUCUUAUUUCAAAACUUCCUCCACCUAAGACAGUAAAAGAAAUUAGAUCAUUCUUAGGCCAUGCCGGUUUUUAUAGAAGAUUCAUAAAAGACUUUAGCAAAAUUUCACGCCCUUUAUGUCAUUUACUUGGAAAAGAAAAUGCUUUUGUCUUUGAUAAUUAUUGCCAUGUUGCCUUUGAAAAAUUGAAAUCCCUUUUAACUAGUGCACCCAUUAUUCGCCCUCCUGAUUGGAAUGUUCCUUUUGAAAUAAUGUGUGAUGCUUCUGAUUAUGCAAUUGGUGCUGUUUUAGGACAAAGAAUUAACAAGUUACCUCAUGUAAUAUACUAUGCUAGCAAAACUUUAAAUGAAGCUCAAUUGAAUUACACUACAACUGAAAAAGAAUUGCUUGCUGUUGUGUUUGAUCUAAAAUAA
Messenger RNA from Cannabis sativa, 3027 nucleotides. RefSeq lists its product as uncharacterized. The record is from RefSeq and is a predicted model, not a curated record. Lineage: Eukaryota; Viridiplantae; Streptophyta; Magnoliopsida; Rosales; Cannabaceae. Bases 1 to 3027 code for a protein of 1008 amino acids. The transcript is spliced from 3 exons.